Molecule: messenger RNA, 1716 nt
Organism: Hemisphaericaspora subhashii
Lineage: Eukaryota; Fungi; Ascomycota; Pichiomycetes; Serinales; Debaryomycetaceae
Exons: 1
Coding region: 1-1716 (571 amino acids)
Biological process (GO): SNARE complex assembly
Cellular component (GO): endosome; lytic vacuole
Molecular function (GO): SNARE binding
Source: RefSeq, a predicted model, not a curated record
AUGAAUCGAAAGCAUAAUGAUGGUAGACUACGAAACCUCCAGUCAAUUCAUUUUCUCAAUCUAUUUUUAGCAUCAAAUGUCAAACAAUCAAAGACAGCCAAACAAGUAACUCCCACUACAUCCCCAGUUAAACGAUUAGGAAGAAGAGGAACAAUUACAGCUAUACCUGAAUUCGAUGAAGUUGAAGAAAAUGAAGAAUUAAUAGAUAUUAAUAACCGACGUAUUGUUGAUUCUUUUAUUACAAUUCAUUUAUUCAGUAAACGACAUAAAGAGAAAUUGAUUUAUAUUAGUGAUAUUCAAUUAGAAACUAUGAAUCCUGAGUUUGAUACAAUUUCAUUACCUUUUGAUUUACCCAAUUCCUUUGAUAAGAUAAUUAUAAAGUUAUGGAGUCGACCGAUGUUUCCUAUUCCAAAUUCAAAUAAUAAUGAAUGGCAUUUAUUAGCAAUCUAUCGACUUAGUUUGAAAGCCAAUCUAAUCUAUCUUGGUGAACAACAGUUAUUAGAAGAAGAAUUACUGUCGCUAUUUAAACCAAAUUCAAUGAUUCUAAAGUUAAAUGGUAGAUGGUAUACAUUACCUAACUUAUUGAAAAUUCCCCGAGAAAAUCUUUUAUCGUGCUUAAUCCCACCUACAAAUCAUAUCCAAUCGAUACCUUCAUAUUCAUUUGAUUCAAUACGAUCGAUGAAUAAUCUAGAUAGGUCAAUUAAAGAGUUUUAUAUAUCAAAACAUAAGUUAAGCAAGCAGAUAUCUCAUGAUAUGCAUGUUCUUCAAGAUUCCAAUAAUAUCAAUAAUGUACCGAUUUUCUUGGGCAGAUUAAAAAGUUCGUGUGAUGCCUUGGGUAUUGCAAUUACAAACCAGCAAUCAAAGAAUGACGAAAUACGAUCAGAAAUAUAUCAAAUAAAGAAGCAAAUAUCUCAAACAAAAGAGAUUCUUUCCACUAAAUUCGAAGCAAUUAAAGAAACAACACUUAGUCAGAUUGAAGUAUAUGAAUCUGAAAUUGAAUCGAUUAAACAAUCCCUACAAGUUUCAUUAUAUCCAGAGUUACUUUCCCAACUACAAUCAAUAACCAAAAUAAUUCAAGACAUAUUCCCAAUUGAAAACAUUGAUGGGAUUCUGUUUUCAAUCCUAGGAUUCCAAUUUCCUUCAGAUAUAAAAGAUUUAUUAAAUAUUUGUUAUUAUAAUUCCCAUGAUUUGAAAAACUCAUAUUAUCAACCAACAUUCUUAAAUGAAUCCCAAUGGCAUAAUUUCAAAAUCGCCCAAAUCAACGCCGGGAUAACAUUUAUUGCCCAAAUAAUAAGUUUAUUGGCUAAUAUCACCAAUACUCCACUUAAAUCCGAAAUCAUCCUUGCCGGGUCUCAUAGUUUUAUAGUUGACCAUGUAUCUAAUUCAUAUCCACUUGCAUCAGCAACAUAUCCAAAACUGCACAUCAAAUCCCCAUAUAAAUUCGCCUUGUGUUAUAAUCAGUAUAAGAUUGAAAAAGUAACAAAUACUAGUCAUCAAGGAAAAUAUAUAUUGAUGAAUCAAGAAUUUGAAUAUGCUUUGAAAUUACUUAAUAGAGAUUUAAUUCUUUUGAUUAAUCAUGUGACGGACUUAUGUAAACGAAUAUAUCCAGGGGACGUUAAUUUGGAUAAUAAUAAUAAUGAAGUGCCUAUGGAAUGUUUGGAUAAUUUCUUGUGGAAUUUGAAAUAUUUAAUGUUAUUUAUGACUGCACCUACAUAG